UUAGCUCAUCUCCCCAUUACUCCUCCAUUUCAUUUAACUGCCCAAUUUCUUUCGGGGGGAAAACCCGCCAAAUCCGCUUCCCCCAGCUCGGCCGGCCGAUCACCUCCGUCUCCUUUCGCCUUCCCUACCGAUCGGCUCAAUUCUCCUUCUGCGGUGUGCGAAUUGAGCGAUGACGUCGGGGUCGAGAAUGCCGACGUGGAAGGAGAGGGAGAACAACAAGAAGAGAGAGCGGCGGAGGAGGGCGAUCGCGGCCAAGAUCUACUCCGGGCUCAGGAUGUACGGAAACUACAAGCUCCCCAAACACUGCGACAACAACGAGGUCCUCAAAGCACUCUGCGACGAAGCUGGGUGGUCCGUCGAAGAAGACGGAACCACUUACAGAAAGGGGUGCAGACCAGUUGGAAGAAUGGACAUAAUAGGAGGAGGAGGUUCAACAUCAGCAAGCCCUUGUUCGUCAUACCAACCAAGUCCGGCCUCAUCUUCUUUCCCCAGCCCCAUCUCCUCCCACUACGCCGCCGCCAACAGCGCCAAUGCCGCCGCGGCCGGCGACGCCAAUUCCCUAAUCCCCUGGCUGAAAAACCUCACAUCCAGCUCAUCUUCCGCCUCCUCCAAAAACAAUCACACUCACAACCUCUACAUCCACACAGGCUCCAUAAGCGCACCGGUCACUCCGCCGCUGAGCUCACCAACAGUCCGAACUCCGCGCAAGCGGAGCAUCAACAGCGACUGGGACGAUUACGCCGCCGGUGGCGAGCAGAACUACCCCUACAUGCCUUCCUCGAUGCCUUCAUCCACCCCGCAGAGCCCCAGUCGCCAGCCCGAUUCGGGCUGGCUGCAGAGCGGGCCUUCGUCCCCGACGUUCAGCCUCGUGUCGUCCCCGAACCCGUUCGGGUUCAGGGACGAGCCGCUGUCCGGUACAGGGUCGAGAAUGUGGACGCCUGGGCAGAGCGGGACGUGUUCCCCGGCCGUGUUCGAUCACACCGCGGAUGUCCCCAUGGCGGACAGCUGCAUGGCGGCGGAGUUUGCUUUUGGGAGCGGUAGCAAUGCUGGUGCUGGUAGGUUGGUUAAGGCUUGGGAAGGGGAGCGGAUACACGAGGAGUUGAUCUCCGAUGAUCUUGAGCUCACGCUCGGCAGCUCCAAGACUAGGUUGAGAUGAUACAUGGAAGAAAGAACUCAUGAAGAAGCUUUUCCCCCCACCAUUUCGUUUUGAAAUGUUGUGGUGUUGUAUUCAUAGCUUCAGGCUGCAGGUCAAAUGUGUAAUUGAGUUGAAGGUAGAGUUACUCUCAUCAUUCCUGAUCUUCUGUCGCGAGACUGCAUUACAGUAUAUGUAUUACAAGUGUUCGAAUCAAAUUCAAUCCCCAAAGAAUGGAUAGAAAGAAAGGGAAGGUAAGGAACAGAGAGAUUAGAGGGCUUUAACCCGUAUUUUACAUGACCCAAGUCGCCCACACACUGCAGAGUCAGUGUCUCGAGGACCGGACAGUUCGACACGAGACCCUCCAGGACGUCCCCACGCAUCCUGACGGACCUCAAACGCAGCGAUUCGAGCGACUUGAAACGAUCCGAGGGCCACCGGUUGGCUCGAAAUACGUACAUUUUCCUCCUUAUCGAGACUGUGCGGGGGUAGUCUCCAUGGUAACCUAGCACGGUUCUUCUCCAUAUAGGUGUCAGUUUCGUCUUUGAUGCGGUAGAUUGAAGUCCAGCUCCAGGUUCCUGACUCGCUUCGAUGUUGCAAACUCGACGAACCAAUCGAUGGAUCGCUUGUACUUCUCGGUGAGGCCGAGGGUGAAGUCUGAACUCCUCCAAGCUAUGGCCUUUGUGUGAUCGAACCACCUUGCUAAAGCGUCGAACGUAUUUGUCCCUCGAGUGGCUAGGUAGACGAGGCUGCAGCUCGAUAGGGAAGAAUGCGGAGUCGAAGUCAGAGACGGGUAAUGGAUGCGCCCAAGUACCUCCAUUGAGU
Molecule: messenger RNA, 1957 nt
Organism: Linum tenue
Lineage: Eukaryota; Viridiplantae; Streptophyta; Magnoliopsida; Malpighiales; Linaceae
Source: the annotation of a GenBank genome assembly